AGUUUUGAAGGAAGAAGAGGAAAAUCAAAAUACAAUGAGCUCAGCAGUCUUCCUUACAAACACUCAAACUCAUUUAGGUCAAUUCUCUCUCUUUCACCAAGCUAAGGCUCUCCUUACUAAACCCUUAUCUGCAUCUCCUCUCUCCAAAUCCCGCUGUUCUUUCUCCAUUAAAGCUGCUAAGAUGGAAGGAGAUGAAAUUACGGAGACAGGGGAAGUAAAUGUGAAUGAGAAGAAGAAAAUCUUCGUUGCUGGGGCUACUGGGAAUACCGGAAAAAGGAUUGUUGAUCAGCUCCUGCUCAAGGGUUUUGCAGUGAAGGCUGGGGUUCGUGACAUAGAGAAGGCCAAGACUAGUCUUUCUAACAAUCCGGACUUGCAAUUUGUAAAAGCCGAUGUAACAGAGGGUCAGGAUAAGCUGGCUGAAGCUAUAGGUAAUGAUGCUGAAGCUGUGAUUUGUGCUACUGGUUUUCGACCUUCAUGGGAUCUAUUUACUCCAUGGAAGGUAAGUCAUAAGUUUGGAAUAUAUGGUUUGAAAAAAUAA
Messenger RNA from Telopea speciosissima, 538 nucleotides. RefSeq lists its product as uncharacterized. The transcript has 4 exons. The record is from RefSeq and is a predicted model, not a curated record. Bases 35 to 538 code for a protein of 167 amino acids. Lineage: Eukaryota; Viridiplantae; Streptophyta; Magnoliopsida; Proteales; Proteaceae.